UCAUUCGAAGAGUUUCAGAUCUUUGUUGAAAUAGUUCAAUCUACAAAAAUGGGAGGUGGAUUUAGAGUGCUCCAUUUGGUUCGGCCCUUUCUUUCAUUCCUGCCCGAGGUUCAGAGUGCAGACAGAAAAGUUCCUUUCAGAGAGAAGGUUAUAUACACUGUAAUAUCCCUGUUUAUUUUCCUGGUCUGCAGUCAGCUGCCAUUAUAUGGCAUACACUCCACAACAGGUGCAGAUCCAUUCUAUUGGAUGCGUGUUAUUCUUGCCUCAAACAGGGGGACGGUGAUGGAGCUUGGAAUCACACCCAUAGUGACCUCUGGACUGGUUAUGCAACUCUUAGCGGGAUCAAAGAUCAUUGAAGUUGAUAACAACGUGCGAGAGGAUCGAGCCCUUUUAAAUGGUGCUCAGAAGUUGUUGGGCAUCUUGAUAGCAGUUGGGGAGGCUGUUGCAUACGUUCUUUCUGGAAUGUAUGGUAGUGUUAGCCAACUUGGAGUUGGGAAUGCAAUCCUUAUUAUUCUGCAACUUUGCUUUGCUGGUAUUAUUGUAAUUUGCCUGGAUGAACUUCUCCAGAAGGGAUAUGGUCUGGGCUCUGGUAUUUCACUCUUCAUCGCAACCAAUAUUUGUGAAAACAUCAUCUGGAAAGCAUUUAGCCCAACCACCAUCAACAGUGGGCGUGGAGCUGAAUUUGAAGGUGCUGUUAUUGCAUUAUUCCAUUUAUUGAUAACUCGGACAGACAAGGUUCGGGCUUUGCGAGAGGCAUUCUACCGGCAGAAUCUUCCCAAUGUUACUAACUUGCUCGCCACAGUCUUGAUCUUCCUUAUUGUCAUUUACUUCCAAGGGUUCCGUGUUGUUUUGCCUGUGAGGUCAAAGAAUGCUCGUGGACAACAGGGUUCAUAUCCAAUUAAGUUGUUCUACACUUCCAACAUGCCUAUUAUUUUACAGUCUGCACUUGUAUCCAACCUCUACUUUAUUUCCCAGUUGCUGUACAGGAGAUACAGUGGAAAUUUUCUUGUGAACCUUUUGGGGAAGUGGAAGGAAUCUGAAUACUCUGGUCAAUCCGUCCCUGUUGGGGGUCUUGCUUAUUAUAUAACUGCACCAUCAAGCUUGUCAGAUAUACUGGCCAAUCCUUUCCAUGGACUAUUUUAUAUUGUGUUUAUGCUGUCAGCAUGUGCUUUAUUCUCAAAAACAUGGAUUGAGGUCUCAGGAUCCUCAGCUAAAGAUGUUGCUAAGCAGCUGAAGGAACAACAAAUGGUGAUGCCUGGACAUCGAGAAUCCAAUUUACUUUUGGCAGAUCUUAUGGGGGCAAUUGGUUCCGGCACCGGUAUUCUGCUCGCGGUCACCAUCAUAUAUCAGUAUUUUGAGACAUUCGAGAAGGAGAAGGCCAGUGAGCUUGGUUUCUUCGGUUUCUAA
Sesamum indicum (sesame) is the source of this 1407-nucleotide messenger RNA. The record is from RefSeq and is a predicted model, not a curated record. Lineage: Eukaryota; Viridiplantae; Streptophyta; Magnoliopsida; Lamiales; Pedaliaceae.